Molecule: messenger RNA, 2325 nt
Organism: Phodopus roborovskii (desert hamster)
Lineage: Eukaryota; Metazoa; Chordata; Mammalia; Rodentia; Cricetidae
Gene: Fsd2
Product: fibronectin type III and SPRY domain containing 2
Exons: 12
Coding region: 43-2283 (746 amino acids)
Molecular function (GO): protein binding
Source: RefSeq, a predicted model, not a curated record
CAGAAUAUUCACUGACUAUCUGAGAAGGAUUGUUCUGUAUCAAUGGAGGAGGAAGCAGGGGAGGAGCUGGGGCUGGGUAGGUCAACAGCCCCUAAGGACUUCCACUUUUAUCAUAUGGACCUGUAUGACUCUGAAGACAGGCUGCAGCUCUUCCCAAGAGAAAGCAGCAGAAUCAGGAGAGAAGUAAUCCAGGCUGAGACGACCAAUGAGCCGAGAGGGGCAGGGGACAGUAAGAAUCUUCAGAAGGAAGUGGACGAGCUUGUCCAUUUAUACGGACUUGAAGAUGACCGUGAGUUAGGGAAUGAGUUUGUUGAUGAACACAGACUGGGAACUCUGGGGUAUCCUUCUUAUGGAAUGAGGAGGAGAGACCCAGUCAGAGAGCAGAGAGGCUGGGAGAUUAGCAGUGAGGUGGGUGAGGCCGAGGACCUGGGCUACGGAGGGCAAGGCUUUCCUGGCCAGGGCCAAGACCUUCGGGAAGCCUACAGGUACACACAUGGCCGUGCCAGUGAGGAGUAUGAGUGCUAUGUCAUCCCAGAGGAGGAGGAUGAAGAAGAGCCUGCUGACGUCUUCUGUGUCACUUGCAAAACUCCAGUAAGAACUGCUGAGAAAGAUUUUGAAAUACACAAGGAACAUGAAGUAACACCACUCAACAAAGCACUGGAAAGUGCCAAGGAUGAAGUCCACAAAAACAUGUGCAAAUUGGAACAGCAGAUCAUUGAGAUGGAAAAUUUCGCUAGCCACCUGGAGGAAGUGUUCAUUACAGUGGAGGAGAAUUUUGGAAGACAAGAACAAAACUUUGAGUCACAUUACAAUGAGAUCUUGGAAACCCUCGCUCAAAAGUACGAAGAAAAAAUUCAAGCCCUAGGAGAGAAAAAGAAGGAGAAGCUGGAAUCUUUAUAUGAACAACUGGUCACCUGUGGAGAAAACCUUGAUGCCUGUAGAGAGCUGAUGGAAACCAUAGAGGAGAUGUGUCAUGAAGAGAAGGUUGAGUUCUUAAAGGAUGCAGUGGCUAUGACUGACAGACUGGGGAAAUUUCUGAAAACCAAGACAGACGUGGAGCUCUCUGCACAGCCUGAGUUUGAAGACCAGACCUUGGAUUUCUCUGACGUGGAGCAGCUGAUGGAUUCUAUCAACACCGUUCCAGCUCCCUCUGCUCCAGUGAUAAACCCACAGGCCCCCAACUCGGCCACAGGGUCCUCCGUCCGUGUGUGCUGGAGCUUAUACUCUGAUGACACUGUGGAGAGCUACCAGCUGUCCUACAGGCCAGUGCGGGACAGCUCACCUGGCAAGGACCAAGCAGAGUUUAGCAUGACGGUCAAAGAAACAUAUUGCUCAGUGACAAAUCUUGAGCCAAAUACCCAGUAUGAGUUUUGGGUGAUAGCUCAGAACAGGACUGGUCCCAGCCCCUCCAGUGAGCACGCAGUAUACAUGACAGCCCCCUCUCCCCCCACUAUAAAAAGUGAGGCGAUCAGAAGCUGUGAGGAGGCUGCACUCAUUUGCUGGGAAUCUGGGAACCUGAAUCCUGUGGACUCCUACACAGUGGAGCUGAUCCAGGCAGAAACACUGGAAGCGUCGGGGGUGACUGAGUCUGUUGUAGGCAUCCCAACCUGUGAGUCCCUGAUACAGCUGCAGCCUGGACACAGCUACACCAUCUACGUCCGAGCCCUCAAUGUCGGGGGCACCAGUGCCAGGAGUGAGCCUGCGACGGUGCACACCACAGGAAGCUACUUCCAACUGAACAGGGACAGCUGCCAUCCCUGGCUGACCAUUUCUGAAGAUGGGUUUACAGUGGUUCGAAGUGAGAAGAAAACUUUCAGAAGGGAGCUGCCACCCACCAAGGCCCAGUUUAACAGGUGUGUUGCUGUCAUUGGAAAUCUGAUUCCAGUCCGAGGACGCCAUUACUGGGAGGUGGAGGUGGAUGAGCGUUUGGACUACACUAUUGGUGUGGCCUGUGAAGAUGUCCCUAAGCAGGAAGACCUGGGAGCAAACUGCUUGUCCUGGUGCAUGAGACAUACAUUUACCUCCACAAGGCACCGGUAUGAGUUUCUGCACAACAGGACAACUCCAGAUAUACGAAUCACGGUUGCUCCAAAGAAGAUUGGCAUCCUGCUGGACUAUGACAACUCCAAGCUGUCGUUUUUCAACGUGGACAUUGCUCAGCACCUAUACACAUUCAGCUGUCAGCUCCACCAAUUCGUGCAUCCCUGUUUUUCUUUGGAAAAACCUGGAUGCCUAAAGAUCUGCAAUGGCAUUUCAAUGCCAAAGCAUGUCACUUCUUUUUAGGCUCUUCUGAUGUUUGUCCUCUCCCUCAGCCACCCUCACCUC